GGGAGGGAGAGAGAGGCAGGCUGCGAGGGGAGAGGAGAGGAGAGGAGAGGGGGAGCAGGCGCUCAGCUCGCAUGAGGACGGGCUUCUCUUUUCCGGGCUCAGUUAAUCUGGCUGUCAGUUGGUGUUAACGCUGCAGUUUAAGUGCUCCGACUCCAAGGGAAACAGACAAAUCUCGCAGAAGGAAGCAAGCAAGGAAGGAACUGCAGGAGGAAAAGAACAGGCAGAACAGAGAGAGGAAUAAAGGGAAGGGGGGACAUACCAAAUCUAUGACUGGACCUGGGCUUCUUUUUCGCCAAUGCAAAAAGGAAUAUGCAGCACAUUUUUGCCUUCUUCUGCACCGGUUUCCUAGGCGCGGUAGUAGGUGCCAAUUUCCCCAACAAUAUCCAGAUCGGGGGAUUAUUUCCAAACCAGCAAUCACAGGAACAUGCCGCUUUUAGAUUUGCUUUGUCGCAACUCACAGAGCCCCCAAAGCUGCUCCCCCAGAUUGAUAUUGUGAACAUCAGCGACAGUUUCGAGAUGACCUAUAGAUUCUGCUCCCAGUUCUCCAAAGGAGUCUAUGCCAUCUUUGGGUUUUAUGAACGGAGGACUGUCAACAUGCUAACUUCCUUCUGUGGGGCCCUCCAUGUCUGCUUCAUCACACCAAGCUUUCCUGUUGACUCCUCCAAUCAAUUUGUCCUUCAGUUGCGUCCUGAGCUGCAGGAUGCCCUCAUCAGCAUUAUCGACCAUUACAAGUGGCAGAAAUUUGUCUACAUCUAUGACGCUGACCGGGGUUUGUCCGUCCUGCAGAAAGUCCUGGACACAGCUGCUGAGAAGAACUGGCAGGUGACAGCAGUCAACAUUUUGACAACCACAGAGGAGGGCUACCGGAUGCUCUUUCAGGACCUGGAGAAGAAAAAGGAGCGGCUAGUGGUGGUGGACUGCGAAUCAGAACGCCUCAAUGCUAUCUUGGGCCAGAUUAUAAAGCUAGAGAAGAAUGGCAUUGGCUACCACUACAUCCUUGCAAAUCUGGGUUUCAUGGACAUUGACUUAAACAAAUUCAAGGAGAGUGGAGCAAAUGUGACAGGUUUCCAGUUGGUGAAUUACACAGACACCAUCCCAGCCAAGAUCAUGCAGCAGUGGAAGACCAGUGAUGCCCGAGACCACACCAGGGUGGACUGGAAGAGACCAAAGUACACCUCUGCGCUUACCUACGAUGGGGUGAAGGUAAUGGCUGAGGCUUUCCAGAGCCUGCGGAGGCAGAGAAUCGAUAUAUCCCGCCGGGGGAAUGCUGGAGACUGCCUGGCUAACCCAGCUGUGCCCUGGGGCCAAGGGAUCGACAUCCAGAGAGCUCUGCAGCAGGUACGGUUUGAAGGCUUGACAGGAAACGUGCAGUUUAAUGAGAAAGGCCGCCGGACCAACUACACCCUCCAUGUGAUUGAAAUGAAGCAUGAUGGCAUCCGAAAGAUUGGUUACUGGAAUGAAGAUGAUAAGUUUGUCCCUGCAGCCACUGAUGCUCAAGCCGGUGGAGAUAACUCAAGUGUCCAGAAUCGAACAUACAUCGUCACUACGAUCCUCGAAGACCCUUACGUGAUGCUCAAAAAGAAUGCCAACCAGUUUGAGGGCAAUGACCGCUAUGAGGGCUACUGUGUGGAGCUGGCAGCAGAGAUUGCCAAGCACGUGGGUUAUUCCUACCGUCUGGAGAUCGUCAGUGAUGGAAAAUAUGGAGCCCGUGACCCUGACACCAAGGCCUGGAAUGGCAUGGUGGGGGAGCUGGUCUACGGAAGAGCAGAUGUGGCUGUGGCCCCUUUAACCAUCACCUUGGUCCGGGAAGAGGUGAUAGACUUCUCCAAGCCAUUUAUGAGUUUGGGGAUUUCCAUCAUGAUAAAAAAGCCACAGAAGUCCAAGCCCGGGGUCUUCUCCUUCCUUGACCCUUUGGCUUAUGAGAUUUGGAUGUGCAUCGUCUUUGCCUACAUCGGAGUGAGUGUCGUCCUUUUCCUGGUCAGCCGCUUCAGCCCCUAUGAAUGGCACAGUGAAGAGUUUGAGGAAGGGCGGGAUCAGACGACCAGUGACCAGUCCAAUGAGUUUGGGAUAUUCAACAGCUUGUGGUUCUCCCUGGGAGCCUUCAUGCAACAAGGAUGUGACAUUUCUCCCAGGUCCCUGUCUGGCCGCAUCGUUGGUGGCGUCUGGUGGUUCUUCACCUUGAUCAUCAUCUCCUCAUACACGGCCAACCUGGCUGCCUUCCUGACCGUGGAGAGAAUGGUGUCUCCCAUUGAGAGUGCCGAAGACCUAGCAAAGCAGACAGAAAUCGCUUAUGGGACACUGGAAGCAGGAUCCACUAAGGAGUUCUUCAGGAGGUCUAAAAUUGCUGUAUUUGAGAAGAUGUGGACAUACAUGAAGUCAGCAGAGCCAUCAGUUUUUGUGCGGACCACAGAGGAGGGGAUGAUCCGAGUGAGAAAAUCCAAAGGCAAAUACGCCUACCUUCUGGAGUCCACCAUGAACGAGUACAUUGAGCAGCGGAAACCCUGUGACACCAUGAAGGUGGGAGGUAACUUGGAUUCCAAAGGCUAUGGCAUCGCGACACCCAAGGGGUCCGCCCUGAGAAAUCCAGUAAACCUGGCAGUGUUAAAACUGAACGAGCAGGGGCUUUUGGACAAAUUGAAAAACAAAUGGUGGUACGACAAGGGCGAGUGCGGCAGCGGGGGAGGUGAUUCCAAGGACAAGACAAGCGCUCUGAGCCUCAGCAAUGUGGCGGGCGUGUUCUACAUCCUGAUUGGAGGACUUGGACUAGCCAUGCUGGUUGCCUUAAUCGAGUUCUGCUACAAAUCCCGUAGUGAAUCCAAGCGGAUGAAGGGUUUCUGUUUGAUCCCACAGCAAUCCAUCAACGAAGCCAUACGGACAUCGACACUCCCCCGAAACAGUGGGGCAGGAGCCAGUGGUGGCGGUAGUGGAGAGAACGGCCGGGUGGUCAGCCAUGACUUCUCCAAGUCCAUGCAAUCGAUUCCCUGCAUGAGCCACAGUUCAGGGAUGCCCUUGGGAGCCACAGGAUUAUAACUGCAGCAGACGGAGCCCCCUUGGGGAGCAUCUUCAGGCUCCCCAGUUCCAUCCCAAACCCUUCAGUGCCAAAAACAACAACAUUGAAACGCAGCCGCCACCAACCACCAUGACCACAAGGAGGAGGAUUCAACAGAUUUUAUGAAAGAAUCGAGAAACUACUUUGCUGCCCCUUUUCCUUUCCUGAUGCUCUUUCACCCUUCUCUGUUUGCUAAGUGAGGAUGACAAAAAACACUGUACUGCAAUAAGGGGAGAUAACCCUGUCUAAUAGAACCUAUGUCUCUGAAAAUGGAGUCACUAGAACACUAACAAGAAAACUGUACUGUUUUCUUUCAAUUCGGUUAACGUGUCUUAGUGUGUGCAAUAUUUUUUUCUUACUAAUAUCCAUGGUUUGCAAGUUCUUUUAGGCCCCUUCCUUUUCCUUACUUACUUCUUAUUCCCAACUUCCUACCCAUCCCUCUUUAGUUUUCAGAUUGGAGAUUCAAGAUUUGUUCCACCUACAAGCAACAGGGAAAAGGUAACCUUCGACCUAAUCUGCCACAGGAGCUCUCCAGGUCACUCUCUGCUCCUCUGCCUCAAGCCACGGAUGAGGAUGGACACUUGUUGGAGUGGACUGCCUGCACUGGACAGGACACUGCCUAGGCACUGAUUUAGUUAAGAGCAUGUGUGAGAAGCAACUCAGAGGGUGGUGGAGAGGGCAAAGGCAGGUGUGCAUCCAGAGGACACGUAAAGUUAUUGCUGGAGGCUCAGAUAAAGCUUCCUUGAUGUGUAACAGCCAACCUUUAGGCCUUAGGUGGAAUGGUAUGUUUCUUUACAGAGUCAUCCUCAGCCCUGGGAAUUAUGGCCUUUUACUACACUCAAGUCCAAAGGUACUCCAGUGGCUGAAGGACUAUUGGCCUCCUGAACCAAGUAGAGCCUUGGGAAUAGCUGACAGCCAGGGAAAUGUCACCCAUGAUUCUCACUCAUCAUUUGCUUGACAUCUGAGUAGGAACCCCAUUGUGGAGUAGACUCUCUUCAGAGCCUCUGAAAUGGGGGUAAAUGCUAUGCAAGCUAAGUACAAAAGAAAGGUGAUGGGAGAAUUUUAGAAGAGUAAGCUUCGGCAAAGCCCACGGAGCAAUAGAACCUUCCUUGGUGUACCCUGUCCUAGGACUGAGAGACCAAAUGUGAAGCUUACAGUUUUGUUGACCUGAAAUACUUGGGUUUUUAUGUCCAUACAAAAGUGUUGUUUUAGCACAUGGCCAGAUAAUGUUCAGUCAUCUUUACAAAGAAAAAUGCUGGAGGCUGACUUAUUUGAAGGAGGAUAGGGAGAUUAAGUUGAUAAUGACAUUGAGAAACCUUCAGAUCCCUGAGCCCAACUUGCAACCCAAGGAGGCUGAUCCUCUCCCUAGCUAAAACAGAAUGAAGAUUUUGUCCUAAUGACUAGAAUUAAUAUACCCAUGAUUGCAAUUACAGCGCUGAACUAAAGCAAGACUGGAGAAGUGACAGGGCUCACGGAGAGAAGCCCAGCAUGACUGCAACUUUGGUUGGGGGUGGGGGGUUCCUGGCACAUAGCUUUCUUGGAGAUACCAACUCUCAUUCUUGGUGCAAUUGGCUUCUAGCUGUCCAGCAGCCACUCUCCUAGGUGCAUGAUUCAGUGUGUGCCAUGUGUCAUUAGCUUUUAUUGAUAACCAUGUUCUGGCUUAUUCCCUCACCCCCUACUUCUAUCCAGUCUUCUCUGCUAGGGGUUAUCAUUAGCAAGUGACAAACUAAAGGUUUGGGAGCCUACCUACAAGUAGGUACAGCAUGAUUGGCUUCAUCUGUGGAUUCUCUCAGUGGACACCCACCAUCUCUGUUUUUUUCCCAUUCUCCUUUCAUCAGCCAUAGCAAAGAACCAUCCUCAAAUCAAACUCUUAACUCUUUUAACCCAACUGUUGUUCAGCCUCUCACCUGUCAGUGUGGGCAUGGUAUGUGAAAUAGGACCAUCAAGAUGGAUUUUCACUUUUCACUACUGCCAGCUGAUCUCCUCCCCACCCGCUGCCCUUGUUGCAGACUUUUCUCAGCCCUUAGCCUACCAGAGCAGAAUCCUCCUAAUGACCACCAUUAGGCAGUCUGCAUUUCAGAGGAGUUAGAAAUAACCCUCUACCAUCAACAUGUUUCAAAGACCUUUUGCCUUUGGCCUGGUGAGAUGCCUCUCCAGCUACUGAGCUCACCAGUAACACGAUCUGAUAGGGAGAGACCAUCUAUGCUAGAAAUGAGGGUUUACGUUAUUUGGGGGUCCAAGACUCUAGUGGAAGAUGCUUUUCAUCAAUGGAGGGGUGACAGGGAAAACAAAAGCAAGAAAAAAGUUAACUUGUAUUAUGUAUUUUUACUACACUUUUCUUAAAAAUAGAGCAAUGGGAAAACUGAAAGAGAUUGACAUUUUUCUCAACAGGAAUCCAUAUUUAACAGUUCUGGCUUUCAUUAAAUUUUGCUCUUUGGUACCUGGGCCUUUUAUUUAACAUCUAUAUUUGUUUUAACUCUCUUGGCAGAUGUGUGAAAGGAUUUUUGCUUGAUCAAACACUAAAUAUUUUUUUGGUUCCUGUUUUUCUUUCAAAUAGCCAGGCUUUUUUUCUUUUGGUAUUUGCAUAAUAUGAAAAUAUCACCAAGAAUUAAAUCACUGUGGAUCCAUUACUAGUUUUCAUAUUUGUCCAUUCCAUUUUUGUGCCAUUUCUGAAGCCAGAGCUCUAGAUGUUAUGUUAUUUCCUUCUUGCUGAGCCUAAGUCCAGUACAUUUAUAAUGGUAACCACCAUACCAGACUUGCACACAGCUCUCAAGCCAUUUCAGAUUAACUAGAUCAUUGUGAGUUAAUCAUCCAAAUAGAAUAACAAAAGAAAAAAAUACAGAAGGCAUUGGCUCUCAAGGGCCGCAGUUUAAUUGCAUGAGGAGCACCGUUUGACUUGUGCUGGUCACACUACCUCUAGGGACCUGGGCAGCUCACAGGGAGUGUCUUACAGACAUCCCCCCCAAGUGAAUCCAGGUGCAUCUGUGAUGUGCACAAAGUCACAGCCAAAACCAGUUCUAGACUUGGCUUCCAAAUAGAUGAUCUUGGUCCUCAGACCAUAUGACCAUCAUUCUUGCCUGAAAAUGUUUCUUUCACUCAGCAAGAUGGGCUUUCUGUAAAGGAUCGAACAUUUGUUGACACUUAGAUGUGGAUGAUUAAGAACAGCUUCAAGUGUUUUCUAUCCCAAGGAAUUUUGCAUAUUAACAGGGGGCCGAGUUCUAAAAUAAAUGAAUGAAGCUCUAACAGUGGCAUUUCAGGCAGUGACUACCACGGUGGAAAGGAGCUGGGGGAAGGAAAAGAAUCCAGCAGACUUGUGUGGAGUGCCAGUCCCUGGACCCAUCAGCAGUCACCUCCAGCACCAGGGCACCUCUAAGUGAAGAAACCCUUAGCAGCUAACACAUGGCGAAAACUGAUCUGUUACCUUACUCUCUGGUCAUUGGUAUAAUGAUCGAAACAGCUGUAAGAGCACAUGUUACAAUGUGUUAAGCUGUAUUGAGCCCUUACUGUUAAGAGCACUUUAUAGCUUCAAUAUCAUGACAAAAGGCCCUCUAAGGUAGGGCCUUACAGAUGAGGAACUCAGAUUUAAGGAGUCCUGAAAUGAUACAGCUGAGAUCUGAGCUGGGUCUACCCAUCUCACUAUUAACAGGUCAUGAUGCAUGAUGGCUAGGAAAUAACAGGGAAGCUGUUUUCUACCUUCUCGUCAUGCUAAAGUAACUGAAACCAGAAGGGUUAAAGCUACAGCAGCUGCACUUUUGGGAAAGCCAGCCUGUCUUCCUGGGGCAUGAGAGAUCACUGAUCCAGACAGGAUUAGUGUCAGGCUUGCAAAAUGGGAAAAGAGGAGAAAGUUGCUUUUAGCCCCUUUAAAACAGAUCCAGGCUAGGGAAUGGCAAGCAGGUUGGAAAGGGGACUGAAAAGUAGGUCCCCUGUGAUAGCUGAUUCAACCUACAGAAGGAUCCUAAGGGCUGGCUUGGGCAAAGAGAACUAGCUUUCUGUGUGGGCAACACCAGGAUCAGUUCUGGGAGUGACAAGGCAAUGAACUUAGGCUCAGCUAAAGAAAGGAGUUCCUAAUGGUGAAAGUAUCCCCACUGCAGUAUUAGAGGGCCCCUGGAAUCAGGACAAACCCCUAUCGGGGAAAUGUCACAGGUGUGAAAGUUGAAAUACAUAUCUUCCCAUUUU
Messenger RNA from Manis pentadactyla (Chinese pangolin), 7225 nucleotides. It is a transcript of the gene GRIA1, whose product is annotated as glutamate ionotropic receptor AMPA type subunit 1. Lineage: Eukaryota; Metazoa; Chordata; Mammalia; Pholidota; Manidae. The coding region runs from base 310 to 3030 and encodes 906 amino acids. The transcript is spliced from 16 exons. Gene Ontology annotation, cellular component: AMPA glutamate receptor complex; dendritic spine; postsynaptic membrane. Gene Ontology annotation, molecular function: transmitter-gated monoatomic ion channel activity involved in regulation of postsynaptic membrane potential; AMPA glutamate receptor activity. Gene Ontology annotation, biological process: synaptic transmission, glutamatergic; monoatomic ion transport; modulation of chemical synaptic transmission. The record is from RefSeq and is a predicted model, not a curated record.